Messenger RNA from Saccostrea cuccullata (small rock oyster), 954 nucleotides. Its product is annotated as coadhesin-like. The annotation marks the transcript as partial. The record is from RefSeq and is a predicted model, not a curated record. NCBI's taxonomy places the organism in Eukaryota, Metazoa, Mollusca, Bivalvia, Ostreida, Ostreidae. The transcript has 5 exons.
AUUGAAAACAUCAUUAUCAAUUACUUUGGUUUUGAAUAUAUUUUUAAUCCCAGGUACAGAGCUGAUGCUAGUUAUGCAACAUGUACACGACACUGUUCGGUCAACGGUGAAUGGAAUUCUUGGCAUCCAUGGGCUGUAUGGGGGUCUUGUGACCAAAAUUGUGGCGGUGGUACCCGUGAGCGGUAUGCUAUUCGUUAUUGUAAUAACCCAACACCGAAAAACGGAGGAAAACCGUGCCCAGGAUCUAAUAUCAGGAACCAAAAGGAAAAGUGUAACAUUCACCCGUGUCCAAGAGAUGGUGGCUGGAGUUCUUGGGCUCCCUGGGCAGAAUGGGGGUCAUGUGACAAAACUUGUGGAAAAGGGAUUCAAACCCGGAGAAGUAGACGACGGUGUGAUAAUCCCACUCCCAAAUACGGCGGAGUGAAUUGUCCCGGGUCAGUGGUCAAAAGUGAGACUAAAACAUGCCUUAUCCGAGGAUGUUUAGUGAACGGUGGAUGGAGUAACUAUGGCCCCUGGAGUACAUUCAGUAAAUGUACAAAGACGUGUGACGGCGGUGGAAAGACGAAAUAUAGAUACAGGGAAUGUAACAAUCCUAAACCACAACAUAGCGGACGAAGCUGUCCAGGGGAAUCAAUCCUAGCGGAACAUCAACCAUGCAACACCGAUCCUUGUCGAGGGAACUUGGAAAAAACUACGGCAUCAAUCAUAACUAAAGAAAACGUUGAUUUAUCUAACAAAACUGAAAACGGAAGCUCUGACCACAAAGAAAAUGGGUUAGAUGCUUCUGAUCCUGGUAACGACUCGGUUAAUGGAAAUGCGACAUCCACAAGCGAAAAUUCUCAGAACAACAACAGCAGUUCUGAGAUCGAGGUGACCACAUCUAGUACGACAACUACAUCAGAGAAAACAACAACUACCACAGAAAAAAACAACAGGAAUGACAACAAACUCUGA